Molecule: messenger RNA, 2479 nt
Organism: Eurytemora carolleeae
Lineage: Eukaryota; Metazoa; Arthropoda; Copepoda; Calanoida; Temoridae
Product: kelch-like protein 34
Exons: 21
Coding region: 34-1794 (586 amino acids)
Molecular function (GO): protein binding
Source: RefSeq, a predicted model, not a curated record
UAUGUUAAAUUAGAAAAUAUAAAAAGAAUUAAAAUGAUUGUUUCGACAGACCAACAGGCUUUUUCUGUUACUAUUAUGGUUAAGGGAGAUGACACUGAACCCCCGCCGUCAGUUUUCAAACAGAAGAAUGAGUAUUUAACCAAAGAAGAAACAGUCCAACAGUAUGAGAACUCAUCCCAUUAUCAGGAUGUACUUGAUGGAUUUGAAUGUUUACGAAAAAGAGGAAUUUUACUGGAUGUCAAACUUAUUGCAGAGGGAGAAAUGUUUCAGGCACAUCGAUCUCUUCUCGCGAGCUGUAGCGACUAUUUCCGGGCCAUGUUCUCCUCGGGUCUCAGGGAAAGUUUUGAGGAAGAGAUUUCGUUACACGGAGUUACCGCUAGAGGGCUUGCGGUCAUUCUAGACUACAUGUAUACCUCCAGACUUGAAUUGGAUACAGGGUGUAUAGAAGAAGUACUAGACUGCGCCUCUCAGCUACAGAUGACAAGCGUGAUAUCCCGGUGUGCUGAGUUCUUAAUAGAUAAAAUCCACCUGGAGACUUGUGUGGAUAUUCUAUCAUUGGGAGAAACAUUUGCCCUCACAAAGGUGAGGCAAGCUUCACUUAGAUUCAUCUCUGAGAAUCUCGCCAGCUUUAAAGGGAGUGUAGAGCUGCCCCGACUAUCUUUAACCCAGUUCCUGAACCUACUUCACUCCAACUACCCAGUAGAUACUACAGAGGGGGAGAUUUUAAGUUUGGCAGCUGACUGGUUGGAAAGUGAUCUUCCAAAACGAUUACAGUGGGUGGAUCAGGUGAUAGACGGUGUCCGGUUGAGCGAGGUACCGGGACGAGAAAUUGCCGGUGUUGUGGAUAGACCAGGCCUUCGCUCCAUCAGAGAUAGACUUCGAACUUUGGAAAGAUUGAGUCCAGUGCGACAAAGUGAUACUUUUAAAAUAUUAAACGCCAGAGGAAUGAAAAUGGCUUUAGUUAAAGUUGGAGGGUUUGGUCCUGCCGGAAUAACAAACCAGAUCAGCUACUACCACUGUGAGGGGGGUAGAGAAGGUUCCUGGAACCCCCUUACCACAAUACCUCACAUAGAGUCCUGUAAUUUCGGGUGCUCCGUGCUACAUAAUCAGCUGUAUAUUGUGGGAGGAUGCUUUAACCAAGAGUUACAGGAGAAUAUUCAUCCCUUUGGUUUCCGGUACUGCGCCAGACUAGAUAAAUGGACAACUAUAGCAGCUAUGAACAGGGAGAGAUGCAGGUUUAGCUUGACGGAAUGUGGAGGUCGUCUUUACGCAAUUGGAGGCUGCGCCGAGGUCGGGGAGGAUGAUUGUACGGUGGAGAGCUACGAUCCUAAUACAGAUCUUUGGACACCCUGUCCCGGGCUACCAGGUGGAAGCAGAUCUCAGCAUGCAGCAGUACGUGUACAGGAGAGAGUGUACAUAAGUGGAGGAUUAGAUCAAGAAACUGUACUGUCAUGUCUUCUAGGUAAAGACAUGAUUUAUCUGGUGGGAGGUUGGAGAGACGGUAUACAGGGUAGAGAACUCAUUCCAGAAAUAAAUAAGUACAACUUGGCUAGUGAUACCUGGAGUGUUGAAACAGUUUUACCCUCUCCGAGAUACAAUGCAGGUGUAACGACGGUCGGCGGUAAGAUUUAUAUAAUCGGCGGGUUCACAGACCAGGAUAUGCUGGAUAGGGGGACUAGUGGAGUAGAUGUUUAUGAUUUAGAAACAGGAGAUUGGUUUAAAGAAACUCCGUUCCCUCAGACAACAUGGGAACAUUCUCUUACAUCCCUUCUGGUUCCAUGGAACAGGAUAUAGAACCGUUCCUCAGACAACUUGGGACCAUUCUCUUAAAUCCCUUCUAGUUCCAUGGAUAUAGGACCGUUCCUCAGACAACUUGGGAACAUUCCUUAACCUCCCUUCUAGAUCCAUGCAACAGGAUUUUGCUGCCUAUCUCCUUUUUAGUUCGUUUGAAUCUAAUGGAUGUAGGACCGUUCUUAGUUGCAGACCUAUCUCGACUUUUUAGUUCGUUUGAACCUAAAGGAUAUAGGACCGUUCCAAGCUGCAGAAAUGUCUCCUUUUUAGUUCGUUUGAACCUAAAGGAUGUAGGACCGUUCCUAGCUGCAGACCUAUAUCCUUUUUAGUUCGUUUGAACCUAAAGGAUGUAGGACCGUUCCUAGCUGCAGACCUAUCUCCUUUUUAGUUCGUUUGAACCUAAAGGAUGUAGGACAGUUCCUAGCUUUUUCAAAAAUGCAAACGCUCCUUUCUCAUUUCCUAUGUUUUAUGUUUUAUGUUUAUUUAGUCCAAUUUAUUGUUUAUUUUUAUUUCUGUCGGAAACCCCCGAUGAAUAUUUAUCAGAAUUGCUCAAAAAUACAGUAUCUUGGGUUAAAUAUCACUAUUCCCAUAAAAUUAUGAACUUUAUUAUUUUGUUCUAAAAAAAUCUCCACGAAUUGCGCUUUUAAACCUCAGAAGUAUUUGUACACUUAAAUAAAAUAAAGAUAGA